AUGGCUGAAAAUGGAGUUCAUCAACUCGGUCAGGCCGAACUCAUGACCCAGAUGGCUGAACUGCAAGCGGAAGUCAAGAGACUAGCAAAGCUGUCAUCCCAGAACAGCAAGCGAGAGGAGGGCAACUCUAAAAGCUCAAUCCAAGGCGGCACAUUCGAAGAAUUAGCAAGGUCUUUUAUCGAUUACUUUGCAGCAGUACGAAUCUACGUGCACGGAUUGGAUCAUCUCAGCACCAUCCGUCAGGGUCCACAAGAGAGCCUGAAGGAUUACAUGACCAGAUUCACAGAUGCCACCAUGGAAAUACCCGAUCUCAACCCGGCCGUCCACCUACAUGCCCUCAAAGCCGGCCUCCAACCUGGAAAAUUCAGAAAAAUAAUCGCAGUUACAAAACCAAAGACACUGGAAGAGUUUCGAGAGAGAGCAGCAGGACAAAUGGAGAUUGAAGAACUUCGCGAGGCCGACAAAACCGAAAGGAGACCACGGAGGGAAGACGACAGAACAUCCAGAUCGGGGAACACUAAAAACCUAGGUAAGCCAUUCAAACUCACCCCAAAAUUCGACAACUACACCAGGUUCAAUACGAAAAGAGAAAAGAUAAUCAAAGAGAUACUCAACGCCAAGAUUAUUAACCCACCAACAAGGGCCAGGAGCUAUCAAGAUCAGCGAUUCGUCGACAAAAACAAACACUGUGCUUUCUACCAAAAGUAUGGUCACACCACCGACGAGUGCAUAAUAGCCAAAGACCUCCUAGAAAGGUUAGCUCGGCAGGGCCUGUUAGAUAAAUACAUCGAAGGACGGAAGUACAAAGAGAGCGACAGAAACAAAGAGGAACACCAGCAAGCCUUGGCAGGCAAAGAUACCAACAAAUGGCUAAACAACAACCCACCUAAAGGGGUUAUAAACUGCAUAUCCAGGGGAUUCGCAGGAGGCGGCGAAACGACCUCAGCACGGAAGCGAAGUUACCGUGCAAUGCUAGCAAUCGAAGGAACAACACCGCCAAACAACAAAGAAGUGCAGGACCUAGAAAUCACUUUCAACCAAGCUGAUAUAUGCUCGGCCGCCCCUCACACAGACGACCCGGUAGUAAUCUCCAUUCAAACAGGCGACCUUCUGGUAAGAAAAGUCCUUUUGGACCCAGGUAGUAGUGCAGAUGUCCUAUUUUACUCUGCUUUUUCAAAAAUGAAUCUAUCCGAAAAACUAAUGCAACCUUCAUCCGGAGAAUUAGUAGGAUUCUCUGGAGAAAGAGUUCCGAUCAAGGGCUAUAUAUGGCUAAGGACUACAAUGGGAAAUGACCUGUUGUCAAGAACCUUGGACAUACAAUACCUAAUAGUUGACUACCCUAGUCCUUAUAACAUUAUUCUCGGAAGACCUGCUCUGAACGUGUUCAGAGCAGUCAUAUCUACUUACCAUCUAUGUGUUAAAUUCCAGGCACAGGGCGGCAAGAUAGUAACAAUACAUUAUGAUCGUCAACAAGCUCGGGAGUGCUAUAAUGCGAGCCUAAAAAGAUCGGACACAAGCCUGAAACAACGCGAAGUCCAAUCAAUACAUGGCACGGAAGUCUUGUCCUUGACCGAACUUAAUCCUCGAGGGGACACCCAGGAAAGACCUCAACCAGAUCCUCAUGCAUCCAGAAGAUCAAAGCAAGACUGCAUUUAUAACUGA
Arachis duranensis is the source of this 1662-nucleotide messenger RNA. RefSeq lists its product as uncharacterized. The transcript has a single exon. Bases 1 to 1662 code for a protein of 553 amino acids. NCBI's taxonomy places the organism in Eukaryota, Viridiplantae, Streptophyta, Magnoliopsida, Fabales, Fabaceae. The record is from RefSeq and is a predicted model, not a curated record.